AGGACAGGAUAAGACAAAUAAUUUAAAUAUUCAUUUGCAUCAAAUCUUAUGCAAGGAGAUGACAAGAAACCAUUUAAUGUCGUUUCAUAACGUUUAGCUAUGGCGCCCACGAAUUCAGUGAUCGUCUAAAUUUACAAGCUCUAUGCCGGCGGCGUUAAUGAUUUUUAAAGGAAAAAAAGUUUAUUACAAAUUCUAAAUCAAAUAUAAUAUUUUCCAUUCAUUAGAGUAUUAUACUUGAAAAAUGGACUUGGCUAGAAGUGCAUGGAGAAAAUCAAUUUAUAUAUAUAAAAGUAGUUUACAAAAUUCUUUAAGAAAUAGUGGUAGCACACCAUCAAAUAUAGCUGAGGUAGCUGUUUUUUCACGCGAUGGAGAUUCUGGAUUAACUGUUACGGAUGCAGGAGAUACAAAGCCAAAAGAUGAUAUGAUUUUCAAUGCUUUAGGAGCGACAGAUGAAUUGUCUUCUUAUAUUGGAUUAGCAAGAGAAUUUGCAUGCGAUGGUAAAGUUGAACAUCCUUAUGUGGAUAAACUUAAACGUGUGCAAAUGAUAUUAUUUGAUUUGAAUCAUGCUAUAUCCAAAUCAAUACCAGGGAAAACCAAAAUAUUUGAAAGUAAACAUACUAAAGAUCUUGAAGAAUGGAUUUUAGAAUAUGCAAAUCAAUUGCCCCCACCUGAAGACUAUAUUAUUCCUGGUGGUGGAAAGGCUUGUGCUUCUCUUCAUGUAGCACGAAAUGUAUGUAGACGAGCAGAGAGAAGUAUAACAUCUUUGGUGCGCAAUGGUGCUUUAGACAAAGAGGCACAAACAUAUUUAAAUAGAUUAUCAGAUUUUCUUUUAACCGUAUCACGUAUUGCUGCAAAAUGUGAUCAACGUACAGAAAACAUAUAUAUUCCUCGAGCAGAAGUACAAGAAGAAAAAUGAGGAACUGACCUGUAUAAAUAUAAGUAGAGACAGCGCGCUGAUAUCUUAUAUUACAGAUAGAUAGAUAUCGAAACUAUCUGCACAAAUGUAAGUGAUAGUAUCAAUGUCAUGCAUUAUGUAUUAACAAUCAAUUCGUUAAGCAUCUUAUAAAUAUAGAAGAUGUAUGUUCUUUAUACUUAAUAAUUAAUAUAUUGUAGAUGCAUUUGUUGUAGUAUGUUGAAAAAUAUACUUAUUUACAUAAAUUAGAACAUACUGAAACUAUUCCAAAGAAGAGUUUAUCAUUUGUUAUAAAAUUAUUCAAGCAUUUUUAUAGAAAUUGUGAAUUUAAGCAAUAUAAAUGGGGGAAUCCUUGUAUAAGGAUAUUGCAUUAAUUUGGGUAAUUUUACAGUUAUAAUCCCCAAAAGAGAGUAAGAUUUUUGAAAAAGUAUUUGUGCAAUUUGUACUACGUAAUAAAUGAGUCCAAUAAUGAAAUAGGAAUUGUACAUAGUAUUGAAUUUUUUUUAUUUAAUAAUUUAUCUUGUAUGUCUCUUGAAUUACAUAAAAUAUUUAUUAAAACAGAAUGAAAAAUCCCAAUAAUUUUGCAUGUAAAUAUAUAGAAUAUCUAUGUUUCUCUAAAUAAAUAUUUAGAUUAAUUAAGAAAAAUUAUUUGUAUAUGUAAUUGUAAAUAAUUUUAUUAACUAAAAAAUAUAAUAAAUACGUAAAAAGUUCUACGAAUUAUGAUAGCACCAGAACUCUUGUACAACAUAAGAUGUAACAUUUCUGUGCACUAUUUUCUAGAAACUUAAAACAAGAUGAAUUGAAUACAAUUAAACGUAUCUUUAA
This is a messenger RNA of Polistes dominula (European paper wasp), 1738 nucleotides long. Its product is annotated as corrinoid adenosyltransferase MMAB. The record is from RefSeq and is a predicted model, not a curated record. Lineage: Eukaryota; Metazoa; Arthropoda; Insecta; Hymenoptera; Vespidae. Gene Ontology annotation, molecular function: corrinoid adenosyltransferase activity.